AAAAUUGAGUUUCUGGUUUGCUAAUCUAAAUACAGGAGAUAACAGUGUAUAUAUACAUAUUUUCAUCAGUUAUCUCAAAAAAAAAUUUGAGAGGAAUUAAACAGGAAUAGCAAGAAGAUAUGGCAUUAUCUUCUAAUGACAAAGUAGUAGAGACAGUAAUUGUUGGAAAUUAUGUAGAAAUGGAGACUGAAGGUAAGUCUAUAAACGUUAAGUCCAAAAUCUCCAAUUUUUUCUGGCACGGUGGCUCUACUUAUGAUGCUUGGUUUAGCUGUGCCUCUAAUCAGGUAGCUCAAGUUCUAUUGACUCUGCCAUACUCAUUUUCUCAAUUGGGGAUGAUUUCUGGGAUUUCAUUUCAGCUUUUCUAUGGUUUAUUGGGUAGUUGGACUGCUUAUCUCAUUAGCAUCCUCUAUGUUGAGUAUAGAACCAGAAAAGAUAGAGAAAAAGUCGAUUUCCGCAAUCACGUUAUUCAGUGGUUCGAAGUUCUUGAUGGGCUGCUAGGGAAGCAUUGGAGAAACGUUGGUUUGGCAUUUAAUUGCACUUUCCUACUCUUUGGAUCAGUUAUUCAACUCAUUGCUUGUGCAAGUAACAUAUAUUACAUAAAUGAUAAUUUGGACAAGAGGACUUGGACUUAUAUCUUUGGUGCUUGUUGUGCCACAACUGUCUUCAUUCCUUCUUUCCACAAUUAUAGAAUUUGGUCUUUUCUUGGCUUGUUGAUGACCACUUUCACUGCUUGGUACCUUACUGUUGCAUCACUACUCCAUGGCCAGGUGGAGGGGGUGAAGCACUCAGGACCAACCAAAUUGGUGCUAUAUUUCACAGGAGCCACAAACAUUCUCUAUACAUUUGGGGGACAUGCUGUUACUGUAGAGGUAAUGCAUGCAAUGUGGAAACCACAAAAGUUCAAGGCAAUAUAUUUAUGGGCAACAGUGUAUGUGUUGACACUAACACUUCCAUCAGGAGCAGCAGUGUAUUGGGCCUUUGGUGAUUUGCUACUUGAUCACUCCAAUGCCUUCUCUCUUCUCCCUAGAACACCCUUAAGAGACAUGGCUGUCAUCCUCAUGCUCAUCCAUCAGUUUAUAACAUUUGGAUUUGCUUGUACUCCCUUAUAUUUUGUGUGGGAGAAGGCCAUAGGGAUGCAUGAUUGUAACAGUUUGUGCAAAAGGGCAGCAGCAAGGUUGCCUGUGGUUAUUCCUAUAUGGUUUUUGGCAAUAAUUUUCCCAUUCUUUGGGCCAAUAAAUUCAACAGUUGGAUCACUUCUAGUUAGCUUCACUGUUUACAUUAUCCCUGCUCUUGCUCACAUGUUCACCUUCAAAUCUGCUGCUGCUAGAGAGAAUGCAGUAGAACAACCCCCAAGAUUUGUUGGAAGAUGGGCAGGCACAUUCACAAUAAACAUAUUUGUAGUUGUUUGGGUAUUCAUUAUUGGCUUUGGAUUUGGUGGUUGGGCUAGCAUGCUCAAUUUCAUUCAUCAAAUUGACACAUUUGGUCUAUUCACCAAAUGUUACCAAUGUCCAUCUCCUAAACAAUUCCCCAUCCCACCUCCGCCUUACACCGCCGCUGCUCCACAGCCUGCUCCGGCCAACUUCACUCACCCUUGAGUUAAUCAAAUAACUAAGCCUUGUUGGCUUUAUUUUUUUGAUAUUUUUUGUAACCUUUCCCAGGGAAAUUUUUAUUUUUAGCUAGGUUUAGAUAUUGAUUGGAAGUUGUAAUGGAGUAUGCCACAAAAUUUGCAAUUCCCUCAUUCUCUUUAUGAUAAUUGUUGAUCUUCUAUUAUGC
Messenger RNA from Solanum verrucosum, 1773 nucleotides. Its product is annotated as auxin transporter-like protein 2. The record is from RefSeq and is a predicted model, not a curated record. The transcript has 8 exons. Lineage: Eukaryota; Viridiplantae; Streptophyta; Magnoliopsida; Solanales; Solanaceae. Gene Ontology annotation, cellular component: plasma membrane. Bases 120 to 1595 code for a protein of 491 amino acids.